This is a messenger RNA of Clonostachys rhizophaga, 753 nucleotides long. NCBI's taxonomy places the organism in Eukaryota, Fungi, Ascomycota, Sordariomycetes, Hypocreales, Bionectriaceae. The record is from the annotation of a GenBank genome assembly.
AUGUCCAAUCCAAAUGACCGCUUCCCUGCCCUUUCUGGUCUGGCAUCUCGGUAUCAGUCGAGCUUUGACCAGAAAAAUACUUACUUGUCUGGACUGUGGGAACUGACGUUGGCUCACGAUCUUUCAUGGCGGGUUGCCAAGUUCGUUCCUCAGAAAGCAGUCGAUUCGAGCCAAACUUUUCCCUCUUGGUCUUGGGCCUCCUUGCCACUUUGUCACGGCAUUGAGUAUGAGGCAGAAGUCCAGACUCUUGGGGGUCUCGAGUUUGUAAGCAGUUGGAGUUACGAUACCUCUGAAACAGUUUCCGAUGACGACAUCUACAAAGGUUCGCGAAUUGCUGGGCUCCGGGUGAGGGCAAGGUUGAGGCCGUUUUGGCAUCAAGAGGCCAGCCUAUGUCCAUGGGAUUCUAUUGUUGAGCAAAACUCUAGUGGCCAACGAGAUAGAUCUUCUACGAACCCUCUAUUCAACUUUUGGGUCGUACCAGAGCUGCCCGUGUAUUCUGCGGAUGCCCAUACCGGCUUCAUAGUGGCCUAUGAAGCGAGGAAGCAGGAAAUCGUUGGGCAGCUGGACUACAUAUCUUCGGUUUACCGAGUUCUACAGGGAUCUUUAACAGUCUUCGCCUUGGAACUUACUGAAACGGCCUUUCUUCUCGUGGAAAUGGUUCAAGAUUCGCGCCUCCGACGCGUCGGUAUAGCGCGAGAUUACCGGACUGGAUUCUUUGAUGGUGUGACCAUGUCAGAUUUUGAACUAGUUUAA